Tachysurus vachellii is the source of this 1498-nucleotide messenger RNA. RefSeq names its product cell adhesion molecule 4-like. NCBI's taxonomy places the organism in Eukaryota, Metazoa, Chordata, Actinopteri, Siluriformes, Bagridae. Gene Ontology annotation, molecular function: integrin binding. The transcript is spliced from 5 exons. Gene Ontology annotation, biological process: cell adhesion. The record is from RefSeq and is a predicted model, not a curated record. Bases 263 to 1165 code for a protein of 300 amino acids.
CUGGAACCCACUGCAACGUCAUUAGAAGCGAGGAGGGGGUGCUUACAAUGAUUGUUUUCAGUAUAAAGAAGGUUUGCUUUACUGGGGCCCCAGUCCCUUCUGGUCCCCCUUCAGUCUAACUAUGGCAUGGACAAGAGCAGCGAUGCAAAGCAGAGCUUUUGUUAGAAGUCACAGCUCAGUUUUUGGGUUGCCAGGGAGGAUCGAGUCGCAAUUCCUUUCACCUCUGCACCAGGACUGUGUAGAUUUCAACUAAAUCUCAAACAUGCUGCAGAUUAUGCUGAAAUGUUUCGUUCUCUUCAUCCUCCAAACAGUAUCAGGUGAUGACUGCUCUCUGGAGAUUACCCCCUCAAGAGCAGUGGUGAGGUUUGGAGAAGCAGUGUCGGUCAUCUGUAUGGCGUCCCGGCCUGUGCGUGUGUUAGGAUGGGAAUCAGCCAUCGGGGCGUCAUACACUCAGCGUGACCUUUCAGUCCAGUGGCAAGUGGACAGCUUGAUCGACUGGAUUGAGGAGCCGAUCUGCUACGGAGUUUUCUUCACUGCACCCAGACAGUGUGAAGAGAAGCUCAACCUUGUUCUAUACAAAACUCCAGACAGCAUCUCCAUCAGCUUGGUGAACCACACCGGAGCCAUGGUGGAAGGCAGAGAGUAUCAGCUGCUGUGUGAGGUACAGAACAUCGCACCAGUCCAGUACCUCACGCUGAGAUGGUACAGAGGACAGACUGAAGUUUAUAAUAACACCUUCUCUGAGCUGUCACCUGCCACCCCAGUCCAAGUGUCUUCUACCCUGCUGAUCACACCAAGCAAAGCAGAGGAUGGAGCUCCAUACAGCUGUGAGGCGGCACUGGAACUGGGACUGGAAGGACCUCAACCGUCUCCCAGAGUGAAAUCAGAGCCCCUCAACAUUAACGUUCACUACCCUCCGGACUCGUUCGAACCACAGCAGGAGGUUGUCGAGCUUGAUGACGGCGAUAAGAUCACUUUGAAUUGCUCAGUAGGAGGAAAUCCACCACCUCUGUACAGUUGGAGCUCACUUCACCUGCAGGAGACUGAUGAUAAUCAGGCGCUCUUCACAGCUUCCUCCUCAGGCACUUACACCUGUACUGCGUACAAUUUACUGGGCAAAUCGAGCAAGGAGUUCAUCAUCAAACUCAAAUCCAAAGGUGUUUAGUUUCACUCGUCUUCAUCGUGUUUAAACUGGAUGGAGUUACAGAUGGUAUGUGUGUCUCUGCCUUCUAAAAACAUUACACUUUUCCAGUAGAAGAGAAUGACACUGCAGUGUGUCUGAGCUGCUCUACUGACACUCCGUCCUUUCGGGUGUGAAGACGUCUGACGUCCAAACCUCCCAGAGCCUGUUAUUAUUUUUCCACAUAUAAAUCUUCCAGUUUCCCCUGUGAUGAUCACAUCCCUGAAUAUCUCUAACAUGGUGUCUGUGAUAGAUGAUUUAAUGUCUCAAUAUGUUUAACAUUUUAAAACCUAUUUUUAAAAUAAAAUGAGCACAUGA